CUCAAAUUUCUUCCCGACAUGACGGGAAUGAAUUCCAAGUUCAGGAUGUUGCAAAGAAAGAUCGAUAGCAUUCUUGAUAGCAUCCUCGAUGAUCGUGAGAUCAUGAGAAGAGAACAAUCCUUGAGAAGCAAGGAUGAUACAUGCGGAAGAGAAGAUAUACUUGACGUGCUCUUAAGACUCCGGGAGACCAAUGAGCUUGGCUUGAAUCUGACAACCAGGAAGAUUAAAGGCAUCAUUAUGGACUUAUUUGUUGCCGGGAGCAUCACCACGUCGACACUUAUUGAAUGGGCAAUGUCAGAAUUAAUCCGAAAUCCGAAAGUGAUGGCCAAGGCCCAAGCCGAGGUGAGAGCAGUCCUAAAAGAAAAGGGUUGCUUAGAAGAAUCAGAACUCAAUAAACUCAAGUAUUUGCUUUCAAUAAUUAAAGAAUCUUUUAGGCUCCACCCUCCUGUUCCUUUGAUCCCCAGAGAAGCAACUGAAGAACGUGAAAUCAACGGAUACAAAGUUCCGGCGAGCUCAAGAAUCCUUACUAAUGUAAUGGCGAUAGGAAGAGAUCCGCAUCAUUGGACAGAUCCUGAGAAGUUUAAACCAGAGAGGUUUCUCGAAUCUACAAUGGAUUUUAUAGGGACAAACUUUGAGCUUCUCCCAUUUGGAUCCGGAAGGAGGGCAUGUCCUGGCAUUGCAUUAGCCAAUGCAAACAUCGAAGUUACAUUAGCAUCAUUGCUAUAUCAUUUCGACUGGAAAUUGCCAAAUGGAGAAGCCAUGGAAAAACUUGACAUGACCGAAGCUUUUGCAGGAACAGUCACGAGGAUGAACAGUUUAAAUGUGAUUGCCAUUCCCUAUAUUCCCACUGUUGCAGCUUGAAAAGAAUAUGUUGCAGUAAAGAAAGCAGUGUGAAGUUA
Eucalyptus grandis is the source of this 899-nucleotide messenger RNA. RefSeq names its product premnaspirodiene oxygenase. The transcript has 2 exons. The record is from RefSeq and is a predicted model, not a curated record. Bases 19 to 861 code for a protein of 280 amino acids. Gene Ontology annotation, molecular function: monooxygenase activity; heme binding; iron ion binding. NCBI's taxonomy places the organism in Eukaryota, Viridiplantae, Streptophyta, Magnoliopsida, Myrtales, Myrtaceae.